Lethenteron reissneri (Far Eastern brook lamprey) is the source of this 2067-nucleotide messenger RNA. Its product is annotated as dehydrogenase/reductase SDR family member 4-like. The record is from RefSeq and is a predicted model, not a curated record. Gene Ontology annotation, molecular function: carbonyl reductase (NADPH) activity. NCBI's taxonomy places the organism in Eukaryota, Metazoa, Chordata, Hyperoartia, Petromyzontiformes, Petromyzontidae.
GCCGCGCGAUUUCGUCCGGGCUGGAAACCAGCGCCCGCAGAGUUUCGUUCCGGGCAUAACGAGUACCGCUCGACGUAAAAGUUCCGCCCUGCCAACUCGGCUAAAGUUCGCGCUCUCGCCCGUGACCCCGAGCCUCUUAUCUCUCUCGGCGAUGCUCUUAGCUCGGGGGGUCUCCGUGCCGGCAAGCGCGGGGUGGACUCGUCUCCACGCUGCAGGGAUGGCGACGGCGGCGGCAUCUCGGGGCAAGGAGGGCGGUGGUGGAGGGAGACUUGCGGGCAAAGUGGCGAUUGUGACCGCGUCGACAGACGGCAUCGGCUACAGCAUCGCGGAGCGGCUGGGGCGCGAGGGAGCGCAGGUGAUGAUCAGCAGCCGCAAGGCGGACAACGUGGAUCACGCGCUGGGCCGCCUGCGCGCUCAGGGCUUGCUCGUGUCCGGCACGGUGUGCCACGUCGGCAAGGUUGAGCACCGCUCGCAGCUCAUCGCCAAGACAAUCAAAGAAUUUGGAGGGAUUGACAUCCUGGUCUCGAACGCUGCCGUGAAUCCUUUUGCUGGAGACAUUCUGGACUCGACUGAAGAAGUGUGGGAUAAGAUCCUGGACAUAAAUGUCAAGUGCAUGUUUAUGAUAACCAAGGAGGUCGUCCCACACAUGAAGACCAGAGGCGGAGGCUCCGUCGUGCUCGUGGCCUCCAUCGCGGGCUACCAGCCGUUCAGCGAGCUGGGCCCGUACAACGUGAGCAAGACGGCCCUGCUGGGCCUCACCAAGACUCUCGCUCCACGGCUCGCCCCCAUGAACAUCCGCAUCAACUGCCUGGCACCGGGCAUCAUCAAGACGCGCUUCAGCUCCUUCCUCUGGGAGAACAAGGACAUGCUCGGCGAGUUUGUGAAACACAUCCCCAUGGGACGUAUCGGCGAGCCAGAGGAGUGCGCGGGCACCGUGGCCUUCCUCUGCUCCGAGGACUCGGCCUACAUGACGGGCGAGACGCUGGUGGUGGCGGGCGGGUGCCCGUCGCGGCUCUGAGGAGCGUCCGUGCUUUCCCGGUCGCGGCUCGGCGACCCCCCUGACCUCCGGCAGGUGAUUGAGUAUCGUGAAAGCGACCGCUUCACGUCGGACAGGGUGGUGGGGGGGCGCGGAGCCGGAGGGUGGCGGCACGGAUGGAGAUUCACCAAGGGCCGCGUGGGCACGGGUGGGCACGGGUGGGCACGGCGGCUCCCUCGCGAGGAACGUGGGGCGGGCACGCGCCAACGCCGCAGGAGGACCAUUCGCAGAUCGUGUCGCCAAUUCCGUGACGUGGGUUCGAUUCAAGAUAUCGGAGGGAGACGGACCAACAAGCGAGAAUUUGGGGAGAAUGUGUUUGCGCUGAUAUGGGAUGCCGUGCCAUCGCAGCCCUCAAAUCACGAUCGUCGUAUAAUUUCUUCCCAUUAUAUUUUAUUGUUGACGAAUGGGGUGUCUGCAAAUGGAUCGCCCUGUGUAAUUCACGAUGGAAUCCAAGUAAAGCAAGGAAGAAAGAAAACCACGCGAGUGCGUGGAUUCUGGAAACGGUGUCAAACUCGUGGUUUGUCCUUGCGAGUAAUUAAUUAGCGACGAUAACGGCAACCUUGACGCCAGGCAAAACAAGGAGGCAGCACCGUGUGUUGGCUGCGGUGAGGCAGCGGCGCUGCCACGAAGGGCAACUUACGCGUUGGUUUGUGUCUCCAAGUUUAUGGGCAGCACCUUUGAUCAAUAUGGUCGGCCUCAAUCGAGUAAGUUGCUGAAGGGCAGCAUAAAUUUACGUGGAGAGUUAAUUUCAAAUUAGACAUGUUGACGUGAGUUUGCCGUGAUCCCACGUUAUGGACGGACGGACUGGCAGGCAGGCAGGCAGAUGGACGAUCAGAUAUAAUGCACAAACACUUUCGGUCAUAGUUGCGAAGCAUUAAUAAAAAGUGAGAAAAUACGACGGCUGCUUGCAAGGGUUGAGCACCAGUGAUUGACAGCAUCCCUGAUUUUAAUGAAUAAGUAACGCAGCGAAGGCAUAAUUACCGAGUUACAGAGAUGUCAAUGUCACCAUUAAAAAUGUGCUCUAAUGACAA